UCGUCAGUCUCUCUGUCUCUCUGCAGCAAGAAUGGCUUCAAACUUGUGGUCAGAGGAGCACUUGAACUGUCCAGUGUGUCUGGAGAUAUUGAAGGACCCAGUCACUACAGCAUGUGGACACAGUUACUGUAUGGGGUGUAUUAAGAACUGCUGGGAUCAGACUGAUCAUACAGGUGUCUACAGCUGCCCCCAGUGCAGAGAGACCUUUACCCCGAGGCCUGAUCUGUGCAGAAACAUCAUGCUGGCUGAAGUUGUGGAGGAAUUAAAGAAGACAGGACUCAAUCCUCCUCCUGCUCAAAGUUAUGCUGGACCUGGAGAUGUGCCGUGUGAUUUCUGCACUGGGAGAAAGUUCAAAGCUGUGAAAUCCUGUUUGACGUGCCUGGCCUCUUACUGUGAAACACACGUCAAGCCACACUAUGAGGGGGCUGCUUUCAAGAGGCACAAGCUGAUCAAUGCAAUUGGAAAUCUGGAGCAGAAGCUUUGUGCUGAACACCAGAAGGUUUUGGAGGUCUUCUGUAGAACCGAUCAGACGUGUAUUUGCAUGUUGUGUACACAAGAUGAACACAAGAGUCAUGAUACAGUCUCAGCUAAGAAAGAAAGGACUGGGAAACAGAAGCAGCUGGGAGAGACACAGACAGAAAUACAACAGAGAAUCCAGGAGAGACUGAAAGACGUGGAGGAGCUGAAACAGGCUGUGGAGUCAUUGAAAACAUCUGCAUGCAUAGAAAUAAAGGAAAGUGAGAAGAUCUUUACUGAGCUGAUCCGAUCCAUUGAGAAGAUCCACACUGAGGUUAUUGAGCUGAUUGGAGCUAACGAGAAGGCUGCAGUGAAUCAGGCUGAAGGACGCAUGAAGAAACUGGAGCAGGAGAUUGCUGAGCUAAGAAGGAGAAACGCUGAGCUGAAACAGCUUUCAGAGACAGAGGAUCACAUCCAUUUUCUACAGAAUUUCCAGUCUCUCUGUGCCCCUCCUGAAGCUGGAGACUUACCCAGCAUUACUGUCAAUACAGACAUCUCUUUUGGGGCUGUGAGGAAAGCUGUAUCUGAACUUAAAGACCAUAUUGAGGACUUCUGCAAAGGGGAAUUAGUCAAAAUAACCAAAACAGUGAAUGAAGUUGCAGUUUACAGUCUGCAGGCUCCAGAGCCAAGGAACAGAGCUGAGUUUUUAAAAUAUUCCUGUCAGCUCACACUGGACCCCAACACAGCGUAUAGAUACCUCUGUCUGUCUGAAGGGAACAGAACCGUGACACGGAGGAGAGAGAUCCAGAGAUAUCCUCAUCACCCAGACAGAUUUGUCAGUCGGUACCAAGUGCUUUGCAGAGAGGGUUUGUCUGGGACUCGCUGUUACUGGGAGAUUGAGUGGAGUGGGGAAUGGGCUUCUAUAGGAGUCACAUAUAAAGGAAUCAGCAGGAAAGGAGAGGAUCAUUCCUGUGGCCUUGGAUACAAUGACAAGUCCUGGAGUUUGUUCUGCUUUGGUUCCAGUUACACUGCCCGGCACAAUAACAAUGAAACUACAAUAACUGCCCCCCACUCCCCCAGAAUAGGAGUGUAUCUGGACUUUAAUGCCGGCACGCUGUCCUUUUAUGGCGUCUCUGACACAAUGACCCUCCUCCACAGAUUCCAAACCACAUUCACUGAGCCGCUCUAUCCUGGGUUUAGGCUUCAUUGUCUUGAUUCCCCUGUAACAAUCUGCCAGCUGAACUAGACUGUUUUGUGUUGUAAGAAACCCUUUGUAUUGAACUCCCUGUCUGUCCUCUCCACUCCUCGGGUGAAGGGAAUGUUCAAUCUGACACAACUUUGGAUGAAAGUUAGGGGGUAAAACGGCGCCACCUGCAGAGCGAAACGAGGGGAAUUAUUUGUUUUUAGCAACAAAUGGAUUUCAUACAAAGUAACUGUAUUUGAUUUCUUUUUUAAGAAUUGUUAUGUUUUAUAUAUAUAUUUUAGAAAAUGGCAUCCAAUACUCAGUGCUGUAACAGUUUUUAAAAAAGUGAACUUGUUUGCUUUAUUGUGUGUGUGUUUUUGUUCUUUGAGUUCCAUGAAAUGUUUGUUCUGUUUAUCUUUUCAGAUUUUAGUAAUGUGAUUUAAUAAAAAAAAUGUUAUUUGAUAAACUGUGACUUUCUUUUUAUUAAUACUCAUUAACAUGGCUUUUCAAAUGAGAAUGAAAAAGAAAGAGGUGAAUGAGAGAGAAAGAGGUCUGGUAAAGCAUAGGGAAGCAUUGUAAAGCACAGAGAGGUGUGGUAAAGCAUAGGGAAGCAUUGUAAAGCAUAGAGAGGUCUGAUAAAGCAUAGGGAAGCAUUGUAAAGCACAGAGAGGUCUGGUAAAGCAUAGGGAAGCAUUGUAAAGCAUAGAGAGGUCUGAUAAAGCAUAGGGAAGCAUUGUAAAGCACAGAGAGGUCUGGUAAAGCAUAGGGAAGCAUCGUAAAGCACAGAGAGGUCUGGUAAAGCAUAGGGAAGCAUUGUAAAGCACAGAGAGGUCUGGUAAAGCAUAGGGAAGCAUUGUAAAGCACAGAGAGGUCUGGUAAAGCAUAGGGAAGCAUUGUAAAGCACAGAGAGGUCUGGUAAAGCAUAGGGAAGCAUUGUAAAGCACAGAGACAUCUGGUAAAUCAUA
Molecule: messenger RNA, 2604 nt
Organism: Acipenser ruthenus (sterlet)
Lineage: Eukaryota; Metazoa; Chordata; Actinopteri; Acipenseriformes; Acipenseridae
Product: tripartite motif-containing protein 16-like
Exons: 6
Coding region: 32-1702 (556 amino acids)
Molecular function (GO): protein binding; zinc ion binding
Source: RefSeq, a predicted model, not a curated record